ACCCACCCCGAGCUCGGUGCCAGCAUGGAAAUAACAGCGCUGUGUGUGUGCCCUCCCUUCCUUCCUUCUGCCUCGGCCGCCAGCCUCGCUGGCUCUCGUUAGCGCCUUCUGAAAGGAAACCCGGCCCGCUUGUCCCCAGGGCACACAAUGCUGUGGCAAGCUUUUGUGCAGGCGGCUGGCCUGGGAUGGGCCUGGUGGGCACCUUCCAGCCGGGAUAUCGGUGAUAGGCUGUGAAUGCAGCUCUCUGCAGCGCUGUUGUGUCCGGCCAGGCACCCUCCCCGAGCACCCAGACAUGCUUUGAGCCAGCUACAGAGUGAGUUUACAGGCUGUUCUGUCAUACGAGCAUUGCUCAUGAUAGCCCAAACAUGCAAGAGAAAAGGAAAAACAAGCUCUUAAAUGCAGUCCACAGCAUGCUGAGCUCUCCCAUACUUGCUUGGUACUGAAACAUUUCAAUGGACCUUGCAAGUACUGUCAUACUGUCAUAGUGCAGUAACCUUUGUCUUUCCAAACUGUAGGUCAUAACUCCUCAUAGCUGCUCAGACAGCAUUUUUGCUUUUCCUAAUCUGAGAUGCAGAAAACUCACCCUUAUCAGGCUGUAUUUGGACCUCUGAAGCCUGCUGAAGGCACAAAAGGUAGAGAAGAGAUCCAAAUUUAAACUGCUUUUCUCAGGGAAGUCGGAAUGGGCCUGGAAGUUGUGAUCUGUGGCAGUUAGACAAAGGCAGAAGGUGGGAAUGAGGACCUCUGAAAACGAAUGAAUUAGUACAAAUGGAAGUGGUAAUACUUCAGAUGUCAGCUGUGCCUGCUGACAUCUCUUCCCAUCACAGAAGAGAUGUCUGACUUAAGCUUCUGUUCCUCUGAGUCCUGAUGGUUUCCAGGCCCAUUCCAAGCUCUCUGAAUGCUCAUGGGUGGAGAAGGAUUCACCCUGGUGCUGUGAGGGCAUUGCAUUCCAGAUGGAGUGGGCACUGCCUCAUCCAUCCCCCAUCAGGGAUGAAGCUCAGAGGGCAGCUUUGGAAGUGGUGACAAGAGUGGCUCAACAGAGAGCCUCCACUUUUCACCAAGUGAGUUGCUUUGGCUUGUGUCUAGCUUGAGAAAUCAGAAUACUAACCGCAAGGCUUGGUUAGUAAAGGAUUUGUUGCUCUUUUUGGAAACUGUUGUGAUUACAUUGCACCAUUUCUGAGUCUACAUCAAGUGUCUAGAGCAUGAUCCAAGACUAGGCUAAGGCCUUUGCCAAAAAGUAUAGACUCACUCUUUCCAGCUGAGUCAUACCAGCAGAUAAAGCUUUUAAAAAAAUUGAAAUAAUAGUGGCAAGGCUAAAAAAAAAACCCUAGAGAAGUUAAUCCCUGCUGCAAAUAGGUCUUAAAGUUUGAGCAGUUAUGGUUCUUGGGUUUACGACAGAGCGUUGGCAUCUGGGAAGCUGGUCUGCUGUUGCUUUUCUUAGCUGAACUCUUCAAACUUGUCACUUGAUAGUUCUUCCCCUCUCUUUUUGUCCCAGUGCUUUAGAUGUUGUGUGUUUUUCAGCAGCUGUUUUGGGUGCUGUGUGAUAUUUGAGUUGGUUUUGAGCACACGCUGGCAGUGUGAGGCACUGCCCACACACAUCACUUAGAAUUUGUGACAGGGUUUUUGAUUAAAACAAAAGCAUUGUAGGUAAGAAACACAUCCCUGAGGCUUCCUCUUCAGUUUGUGUGCACUGGAUAACUUGAGAGACUUUAAUCUAACCAGUGUGGCUUUUCAUCACAAGCAGAGACUUGAGCUUUUGGCAGAGGGGGAGGAUGAUACCAGCACGCCCCAAUAAAAAGGUUACUCAGUGUUUUAUUGCAGACCUUUCAGCUCUCAGCCUGGGAGACUCUUUCUGUAGCAUCUGCUGGGGGAGUUCUGUGUGGACAGCACUGCCUUAAAGGCUGCCUUUGUGAGGUCUGAACAAGCUUACCCUUCAGUGGUAAGGAAAGCUGGCUGAUUAUUCUCCCCUUCCAGGGUAAAUGGACUGGUAAAGAAUUCAAACGUUCUUGAGAAAGGUACAGACUGGGUAUUGACAUACUGAUGUGCCAAACCCAUGGUGUAGGACCUCUCAGUGUGUUGAUUGCUGAGUUAGUCUGUAGAAUAUGAAGGAACAGCUUGCUAGCUCCUCAGAUGGAUUUAUUCCAGAACGUGUCUGAUCCAUUACUGUGCUACUCACUUUAGACUUGUCAGAAUUGAAAUUUUGUUUCUGCUUGGGAAAGGUCUGCUGCUGCCUUUGCAUUGGAAUCCCAAAAUCGUCCACGCAAACAUACACCAGUAGGACCUGAAUGUUUUUGGGAGGGAAGAUGACAGCAGGCAGGCUGGCAGUGCAAUGGAAGCCAGCUAAUAAGCAUGUGGAAAAGUAUUGGUGCUUGCUUAUUAAGGAGGUGUGCAGGGAGCCUCCUCUGCCUGCAGGAACUGGCUCUGGCAGCACGUGGAGAUCAGGCUGGGCCACAGUGGGAGCAUCAGCAGCUCUGCUGCUGAGGGUCUGAAGUGAGUUCAAGUGGCUCCAAGAGCUGUGGAGGGUGAAAGGAGGAAGUGGGAAGGAGCUGUCAGGUAAACAUGAGUGGCCACCAGGAGCAGUUUGGGGAUAGCGGGACACGGCGCUGGCUGAGGCAAGAGGUGAGUCAGGCAGGGGAGAACAAGAGCAGCUGGUUGAGGGAAAACAGGAUGCAGUUGUGAAACCAGUCCUGUUGGGUGACAGGUUAUUAUUUGCUCUGGAACGUGGUAAUCUUUGGCUUGGAUUGUGAGGAGGGGACAAAGACAACAAAGUAGGAAUCUUUAAUUUGCAAAUUUCACCUUGCUUGAGAAACCAGGCAAAACCAGAUAUUGUUGUGACUUCCAGAAGGAUCUGCAUGUCCUGGGCACGAAGGAGAAUGUUCCCUGCUCAGUGAAGAGCUGAUAGCAGGAGGUGCUGUUUCUCUUGGAUCAAUAGAGUGUAAAGAGAGCUCAGUGUCGAUGCCAGCUGUCCAGAGAAUCUCUGGUGAAGAGCACGUAUCUUACUCCUGGAGAGUCCCCUGAGGAAGGCAGAGCUGUAGCAGCCUCCAGUAAGCAGCCUGCCCUCCGGAGGAGUUGCUGGAGCCUGUUCUGGAGCACAUCUGACUGCUACUGCCAGCGAGGCCCCAGCCAGCCACGAUGUACUGCCUUCAGUGGUUGCUACCUGUCCUGCUCAUACCCAAGCCCCUCAACCCAGCAUUGUGGUUCAGUCACUCGAUGUUCAUGGGAUUCUACCUGCUCAGUUUUCUCCUGGAACGGAAACCUUGCACAAUUUGUGCCUUGGUCUUCCUGGCAGCUCUAUUCCUCAUUUGCUACAGCUGCUGGGGGAACUGCUUCUUGUAUCACUGCACAGGAUCCCAGUUGCCGGAAUCAGCUCAUGAUCCCAGCAUAGUGGGCACCUAGAAAAUCAUAAUCUUCCAGUCUGAUGAGGGCUCUUGUUUUGCUUUUUAAAAAAGGGGUGGGGCUGGGGAGGAGCUGGGUGUUGGGUGUGGGACUGGAGUAAGGACAACCUAUUUCCUGUAACUGUGCGUGGACUGGAGUGGCAAAUUCUUCCCACUCUGCCUGUGAAAUUCGACUCGUUUACUGUGUGAACUCUGGCAGCACCACCUGCUUUUUUAGAAGCAGAAGUCUUUUCUUUCUUUCCCGUAUCACCGGGAGCAGACACCAGCCCUCUCAGCUGAGAACUGCUGGAAGCCUGAGCUGCUGGCCCCUGCCCAGCUGGGGGUGCUGGAGUUGUGUGUCACUUGUCUGCAUUAGGCCAUGGUGGUCUAACUCAGGGCUCUUGGCCCACUGAUCCUGCUUGAAUAGCUACAACAUUCUCUCAGUCUCUCUUUGUGGGGAGCCAGCCUUCCCACCUUGCUGAUCAAGGGUGAGUGCAACAGCUCACAAAUGGACUUGGCCAAAAGCUGCUGGAGCCAGAGGCAGUUGAGUCAUCUCCUCCUGCUCAGCCUGCCAAAGAGAUGUGUGCACUGCCCGAGUGCUUUCUGAACUCUUUGCUCCGAGAUCCCAGCCUGAAAGCCUCAGUUAUGCUGCUGCUUUUAUAAAGCCUGACAGGCAGUAGAGACUCUCUCUUCUCCUCCUUCUACAUAUCCUGGGUUUACCAAGGUAUUGACUGUUGGGAGAAGGAACCAGCAUGCUGCAAGACACUUUUGGUUUUGGAAGCCACUGUGAACUUUAUACAAAACUCAUGCUAGCCAGAAAGGCUGAGUGUGGGCAGGGCAGGAGAGGAUCCAUGAGGGGGAGGGAUGGCUUGAAGCAGUAAAUGCUUCAGCCAUUUUCAGAGAUAAUGUUUUUGGGCCAGAGGUGACAGAAGGUGCUGGUGCUACUGACUAGAGAAGGGCAGAAGCUGGAAAAAUGCCUGGUGUCUCCAGUUUCCCUGGCAGAAGGAUGUCAAAAAUCCAAGGUGAUGGUGGGUCAGGCCUACAGCCUGGGGCAGAGGUUGGUUUGUAAGAAGCUUUAGAGGUUAACACAAAACACUUACCUCUAAACUUUGAAGGUUUCCCUCCCCUUUGCCAUCUGUUUGUCUUUCCUUCAGUCUUCUGGUGGAGAGCAGCAGAAGUGGCUGUUGCUGUCCUGAGGCAGUUCAAGCUAUGAGGUUGUGAAACUUCCAGAGUAUUGUUUGUUCAUUGCACAGCUGUUCAAAAUGUUUAAUAAAGCUUUAUAAACUUUGGUC
Messenger RNA from Passer domesticus (house sparrow), 4663 nucleotides. It is a transcript of the gene BLCAP, whose product is annotated as BLCAP apoptosis inducing factor. The transcript has 2 exons. The record is from RefSeq and is a predicted model, not a curated record. Lineage: Eukaryota; Metazoa; Chordata; Aves; Passeriformes; Passeridae. Bases 3130 to 3393 code for a protein of 87 amino acids.